Molecule: messenger RNA, 555 nt
Organism: Penicillium psychrosexuale
Lineage: Eukaryota; Fungi; Ascomycota; Eurotiomycetes; Eurotiales; Aspergillaceae
Exons: 5
Coding region: 1-555 (184 amino acids)
Biological process (GO): proton transmembrane transport
Cellular component (GO): vacuolar proton-transporting V-type ATPase complex
Molecular function (GO): proton-transporting ATPase activity, rotational mechanism
Source: RefSeq, a predicted model, not a curated record
AUGUUUUGGCCUGUCAGAUGUUCAUCAAAACGAUUCCGGGAUUAUCAGAUCACCGGGCGGCGUUUGGUGGCAGAACCCCCACCGCUCUGGGGGGCGAUGCGUGGCUCCGAUCGACCUAGGCUCGGAGCUACAGACUCGCCGUUUAAUCGUCCCUGUCCUGCCUUAUUUCCCUUCUACCCUAUUUCCAAAGCCGAGAGGUUUCUAGCAAAUAUGUCGGCUCAGAACUCCGCGGGCAUUCAGACCCUCCUCGAUGCCGAGAGAGAGGCCCAGAAGAUUGUGCAGAAAGACCGUACCCAGCGUAUAAGGGAUGCCAAGUCAGAGGCCCAGAAGGAGAUCGAAGAAUACAAGAAGCAGAAGGAAGAGGAGUACAAGAAGUUCGAGACCGAGCACUCAAGCGGAUACAAGGUAGCCGAGGCCGAGGCCGACAAGGAAGGCGAGGUCAAGCUCCAGGAGAUCAAGGAAGCCGGCAAGAAGCACGGCGAGAAAGUGGUCGCAAAUCUCAUUCGUGUGACGACCGACGUCAAGCCCGAGGUGCCUGAGAAUAUCAAGGCAUAA